This is a messenger RNA of Fusarium odoratissimum NRRL 54006, 2244 nucleotides long. RefSeq lists its product as uncharacterized. Gene Ontology annotation, molecular function: protein-folding chaperone binding. Gene Ontology annotation, cellular component: mitochondrial inner membrane. The record is from RefSeq and is a predicted model, not a curated record. NCBI's taxonomy places the organism in Eukaryota, Fungi, Ascomycota, Sordariomycetes, Hypocreales, Nectriaceae. Gene Ontology annotation, biological process: protein import into mitochondrial matrix. Bases 101 to 1762 code for a protein of 553 amino acids. The transcript has 2 exons.
CGGGAAUUCCACCACCUUCCACCGUCCAUCUCGGCAUCUCUCCAAACCCACGCCCUGUCUUUUUUUCUGGAGGGAUUUGUCUCCUUGUGUUGUCGCAAUAAUGAACUCCCUCGCAAGAAAGACGGCCUCCUCGGAGCUCGCCUUUUCGCGGGCUUCUGCUCAUGUCUCAUCCGCUGGCAGAUCGCCCGCCUACCGAAGAUUAGCAUCCCAGCUCUCUCAGAAUGCCUCUAACAACGGUGCGAGACAACAAAGCUCAAUGCUUUCCGGCUCAGUUCGAUCGCCAUUGAGGUCUUCCUUUGUCCCUGCCGAGCUUCGUUGCUCCCCCACUUAUACCGCUCAAUCUCGUCUCUUCCACCUUUCCAGCCGCUUACACAAAGAGAAGCCUCAAACUGAACAAAAACCCUCAACUGCUGCACCUACCGACGCAAAAGAGAAGAAGCCUGCUGAAGCUGACGCCGAAUCUGAGGCCAAGCCUGAGGAGGAGCAAUCCAAGAAGACCGAGGAUGGCGAGAGUGCUGGAAAGGAAGGAAAAGAAGAGGGCGAGGGUGAGGGCGAGGGCAAGGAUAAAGAGAAGAAAAAGGAGGAUGCCCCUCCCCCUCCUCCUCAUGGCGACAAGACCCCCUGGCAGGUUUUCAUGGAGACCAUGAACACUGAGUUCCAGAAGUCGCAAGAAUGGAACGAGUCGACCAAGCAGAUCGCUGCGUCUGCUAAUCAAUUCGCCGAGAGUGAGGGUGUGCGACGUGCUCGUGAGGCAUACGAGAAGUCCACUGGCGCUGUUUCCUCGACCCUUGGAAAGGGUGCCAAGGUUACUGCUGGUGCCAUUGGCAAGGGUGCUUCUUGGACUUGGGAUACCUCAGUCGUCAAGGGUGUUCGUAAGGCCGCUAAUGUCACGGGAGAUGCCGUGGACAAGGCUACCCAGCCUAUCCGAAACACAGAGGCUUACAAGAAUGUCAAGAAUGUCAUUGACGAUGGCAGCUCUUCACGAUACGGUGGCUGGGUUGAGAAGGAGGAGCGCAGGAAACGCCGAGAGGCACUCGACAAGCAGCGGGGUUACAAGGCGGCUGCACCUAUGGAAGAGGACAUUAACGCUGGUACCAGUGUUACCGUUCACAAGGACGCUGCUUGGAAGGAGGCUUGGAGAGAUUUCCGCGACCAGAACAAGUAUGUGCAAGGACUUUUCAGCUUGAGGGGCAAGUAUGAGGAGUCUGAGAAUCCUCUUGUAUCGACCGCUCGAAGUAUCACCGACCGCAUCGGAGGCUUCUUCGCCGAGAACGAGACUGCCAUGGUCAUCAAGAAGUUCAGAUCCAUGGACCCCAAUUUUCAGACAGAGCCUUUCCUCCAGGAGCUUCGAGAGUACAUUCUUCCCGAGGUGUUGGACGCUUACGUCAAGGGCGAUGCCGAGACACUGAAGCUCUGGCUUUCUGCCGCUCAGUACUCUGUGUACGAGGCCCUCACCAAGCAAUACCUACAGGCUGGUAUGAAAUCGGACGGAAAGAUUCUGGAUAUCCGAAAUGUCGACAUUCUACGAGCCCGCAUGCUCGACCCCGGUGAGGUUCCUGUCUUCAUCAUCACGUGUCGCACACAGGAGGUUCACGUCUACCGCAAUGCCAAGACGAACGAGCUCGCUGCCGGUAUGGAGGACAAGGUCCAGCUGGUCACAUACGCCAUUGGUAUCACACGGGUACCAGAAGAUGUCAACAACCCUGAGACAAGGGGCUGGCGUCUCAUCGAGAUGCAGAAGAGUGGACGAGACUGGUACUAAAAGAAACAGUCAUUUUAACGCGGCGUCAAGGGGUUGGGGAUCUGCCUUUGUUGGAUACCUACGAGAUGAGAAGGAAUCGAAGGCGAACACGGGAGCAUCGCCUAAUGUGUGUUAAUUACUGUAAAAUAUGUGCUAUCAUGUGAAAAUAUCUGGGCAGGCUCUCGACACGAAAAAACAACACCAAUACCACCACACCCACCACGACACAACACAACGUACAACUACCAAACAAAACAAGCAUUUUCUGGAGAAUGGGUUUGGGGCUGCUAAACAGCAAAAAAUGACUACUACCACGCCGCUCUGCUUGCCUCGGGAUGAGGCUCUUUUUAUGUAUGAUUAUAGAGGGGAAUAGGGGCAUUGGGCCGGGCAUCAUUGGUGGGAGGAAGAUGGACUUAUAGACAUGUUCAAAAGUUGCCUUGGUUUUCAAGGUCGGUGCAAUCUAUCUGGGCGUAUAGCCGAAACAGUUCAAACAACCAUCAUCU